AUGCUCCUACUCUACCACCACCUCCUCUGCCUCCUCACCCUCCGCCACCAUGCCCUCGUCAAAGCCCAAACAGUAGCAAAGACCUACACAGGCUGGGACUGCUGCAAACCCAUCUGCGCCAGCACCGACAACCGCCCCUCCCUCCUCACCACCCGCGGCGCCGUCCGCGUCUGCAACAGAUCCAGCCAGCCCCUCCCCACCACCGCCGGCGUCUCAGCCGUGACGGGCUGCCAGCCCGGCGUAAACACCAACACUGCCGCCUACCUCUGCGACACGUACCAGCCCAUUCCCAUCUCCAACGACCUCUCCUACGGCUUUGCGAUCCAGGUCCAGGACAGUCAAGCAGCUGACCAUCCUAAUUGCUGUAAAUGCUAUCAAUUGCGGUGGUUGACUGGGGCGGCAGCGAAUAAAACGAUGAUUGUACAAGUUGUUACACCUGGGGGCGCGGGGGGAUGUCAAAGGGGGGACAUGAUUAUUUUGACUCCGGGAGGGGGGGUAGGUCCGCUGGGGCAGGGGGGGUGUAAUGGGAUGUAUGGGGGGUUACAACUGGGGGGUGCACAGGGGGGUGAGGAAUAG
Messenger RNA from Podospora pseudocomata, 576 nucleotides. RefSeq lists its product as uncharacterized. Lineage: Eukaryota; Fungi; Ascomycota; Sordariomycetes; Sordariales; Podosporaceae. The transcript is spliced from 2 exons. Gene Ontology annotation, biological process: carbohydrate metabolic process. Bases 1 to 576 code for a protein of 191 amino acids. The record is from RefSeq and is a predicted model, not a curated record. Gene Ontology annotation, molecular function: cellulase activity.